Messenger RNA from Macadamia integrifolia, 1731 nucleotides. RefSeq lists its product as uncharacterized. Gene Ontology annotation, molecular function: nucleic acid binding; RNA-DNA hybrid ribonuclease activity. The transcript has 4 exons. Bases 1 to 1731 code for a protein of 576 amino acids. The record is from RefSeq and is a predicted model, not a curated record. Lineage: Eukaryota; Viridiplantae; Streptophyta; Magnoliopsida; Proteales; Proteaceae.
AUGGUGGAUACUUGCUCUCUAAUUCAAGUUCCUUCGCAGGGAAGGAAAUUCACAUGGACUAAUAACAGGAGAAGGGGCCAUGUGUCUGCAGUGCUCAAUCGAAGCUUUUGCAAUGAGGCUUGGAUUUCUUAUUUUCAAGAGUGUCACCAAUUUGUCUUGCAGAGAGUGGCGUCUGAUCAUGCUCCCAUUCUGGUGGUGUCUGAAGGUUCUGAAAGACCAAAAAACUGUCCUUUUCGAUUCCAGAGGUUCUGGACAGACCAUGAGGACUAUCUAAAUGCAGUUCAGUCCUCCUGGGAGAACGACAUUCCUGGAUCGCCAAUGAUGGUUAUGGCUCAAAAAUUAAAAAGAUUGAAGGUCUUCCUGCGCUCCUGGGCGAAAGAAAAUUUUUCAAAUUUUAAUUUGGAGAUGAUGGAGGCAAAAAAAUGCAUGGAGGAGAUCCAGACUGUAAUUGACAGAGAUGGGAUAAGCGACUCAAUUUAUGCCAAAGAAGCUGAUGCAAAGACCAAAUACCUGAAGGCCCUGCAAAAUUAUGAGAAAUUAUGGGCUGAAAAAUCUCGUUCUAGAUGGAGGGAUCAAGGAGAUAGAUGCUCAAAAUUUUUUCACAUCUUAGUGAAGAUACGGCGAAUGAAGAAUUCCAUUAAAUCUCUGAGGACGGUAGAUGGGACCCUGAUCUCUGAAUAUGUCGCGGGUUAUUAUGAGCAUUUUCACAAAGAAUGGGAUAGAGGUCGAUUAGAUGGUAUUCCCUCUGACUCUGAGAUCAAGAGUGCAGUGUGGGAUCUUGAUCCAGAUAGUGCUCCUGGUCCAGAUGGAUUUCCUAGAGCUUUUUAUAAAUCAUGUUGGGACAUCAUAUCUUCAGAUGUGUGCAAGGCUAUCAGAUGGUUUUCCAGAACUGGGUACAUGCCUUACGGCAUUAAUAAUAAUUUCCUGAUCCUUGUUUCUGCCAGAAUAUCAGUUCUGUUAAACGGUGGGCCUGUUGGAUACUUUGGUGUGGAGAAGGGUCUGAGACAAGGAGAUCCGAUCUCGCCAAUGCUGUUUAUAAUUGCUGAAGAGGUUCUUUGUAGAGGCUUAUCUGAGCUUCUAGCCAAAAACAGUAUUAAAGCUCUAUCGGGUCCUCGUGGGGCUAUUAUUCCUACACACAUUCUUUUUGCUGAUUAUGUUUUUAUCUUCUCAAAUGCUUCCAUCAGGUUGGGGGUAUCAGCUCUUCUGGGAAAGCCUUUGUCGAUAUUAGAAGUUUUUUGGUGUAGGCCUGAUUUUAGUUGGAUAAAAUUAAACGUGGAUGGCUGUUCUCUGGGUAACCCAGGAAACUCUGGAGCAGGAGGUGUAUUCCGUAAUCAUAGGGGCUUGGUGGUGGGUUCUUUUAAGAAGUUCUUAGGAGUCCACACAAAUUACUACACUGAGUUCACAGCUCUAAUGGAAGGAAUUCUUAAAGCCAAAGAAUUACAAGUGGAUGCCCUUUGGAUUGAAAUGGAUUCAGUAGCAAUGGUGGUAGCACUUCAAUCCAAAUCAAUUCCUUGGUUUGUUUUGCAGGAUUGGUUGUCUGUGAAGGAUUAUCUGAAUUCCAUUAACUGGAAGAUAACUCACUGUUUUCGGGAAGCUAAUUGCAUAGCAGAUUUUCUUGCAAAGGCGGUAGCAAAAUCAAGGAAUUCGGAUGUUAAUAUAUCUUUCCCACCUCACAUUCGGUCGGAGAUUGCCCACGAUGCAGAAUCGAGACCUAGGUUUCGAUUUAUCUAA